AUAAUUAACCUUUCCCUUUAUUUAUUUCUGUGGGUUGUUGGUACUUAUUACACCACUUUAUCUCUCUUCUUGUCUUGAGAUAAACAAGGGGAAGAGCUUUAUUCAAGCACUUAUAUAACCUCAGGAUACUUCCAAUUUCUCCUCUCAAACUCCAUCUAAAAACCCAAUUCAAAUAUUAAAACAAAAUGCACACUUUUCUUGAUGACUGAUAGAGGAGGCUGCCUCUCUUGUACAUGAGAGAGUGCCUUCCUGUACAUUCUAAGACCGACCCAUUUCAAAAGAACCUAAAUUAAGAGACCCCAUUUCUUGAAAUCUUACAAAAGCCCAUCAUUUUAGAGUUUCAUUUCUUGCAGAUAUAGUGUUUGAUAGUUUGUUUAACUGAAUGGGGGAGUCACAAAUGGAUUGUAGCAAGUAUGUGAGGUAUACGGCUGAGCAAGUUGAGGCUUUGGAGAGGGUUUAUGCUGAGUGUCCGAAGCCAAGCUCUUCGAGAAGGCAACAGCUUAUUAGAGACAUUCCUAUUCUCUCUAAUAUUGAACCUAAACAGAUCAAAGUCUGGUUUCAGAACCGCAGAUGCCGUGAAAAGCAGAGAAAGGAAGCAUCUAGUCUACAGACUGUGAAUGGGAAGCUGAGUGCCAUGAACAAGCUGUUGAUGGAAGAAAAUGAACGCCUGCAAAAGCAGGUCUCUCACCUAGUUUAUGAUAAUGGAUGCAUGCGUACCCAACUGCACACUGCAUCACCAACGACCACUGACACUGGCUGUGGGUCUAUGGUCGCGAUCUCGCAGCAACAACAGCAAACCUCAACAUCUCAGCAUCCGCACAGAGAUGCUAACAGCCCAACUGGUCUUCUCGCAAUAGCUGAGGAGACCCUGGCAGAGUUCCUCCGCAAGGCUAUUGGGACUGCUGUCAACUGGGUACAGAUAGUUGGAAUGAAGCCUGGUCCGGAUUCUAUUGGCAGUGUUGCCAUUUCCCGCAACUGUAGGGGAAUAGCAGCUCGAGCCUGCGGUCUUGUGGGUCUCGAACCCAGAAAGGUCGCUGAAAUCCUGAAAGAUCGUAUAUCUUGGUUCCAUGACUGCCGUUGCCUAGAUGUAUCGAGUGUAUUUCCAACUGGAAAUGGAGGAACAUUAGAGCUCCUAUACAUGCAGACUUAUGCACCUACGACACUGGCAUCAGCUCGAGAUUUCUGGACAUUAAGAUAUACUACAACUUUAGAAGAUGGAAGUCUUGUGGUAUGUGAAAGGUCACUGACUUCUUCAACGGGUGGUCCUAUGAGGCCUCCCACUGCAUGCUUUGUGAGAGCCGACAUGUUACCUAGUGGCUAUCUGAUAAGACCUUGUGAUGGUGGUGGCUCCAUUAUUAACAUAGUUGAUCAUAUGGACUUAAAUCCUUUGACCGUUCCUGAAGUUUUGAGGCCUCUAUACGAGUCAUCCACAAUUUUAGCUCAGAAAAUGACUAUGGCGUCAUUACGACACAUAAGACAAAUUGCUCAAGAAACCAGCGGUGAGAUUAAAUAUACUGGCGGGCACCGGCCUGCUGUUCUCAGGGCAUUUCGUCAAAGAUUGUGCCGGGGCUUUAAUGAUGCUAUUAAUGGAUUUGUUGAUGAUGGUUGGUCGACCAUGAACAGUGAUGGCUUGGAGGAUGUUACAGUCGCCAUUAACAUGUCUGCAGGGAAAUUUCUUAGUUCCCAGUAUAACGCAUUUUCGAUGCUCCCAACUUUUGGUGGAGUAUUGUGUGCCAAAGCAUCAAUGCUUAUUCAGGAUGUUCCCCCUCCUUUGCUUGUUCGCUUCCUGAGAGAGCACCGCUCAGAGUGGGCGGACAGUAUGAUCGAUGCUUACAAUGCUGCAUCACUGAAAGCAUCUCCAUAUGCUGUUCCUUGUGCCAGACCCGGUGCCCCUCCUAGUACACAGGUCAUUUUGCCUCUUGCACAUUCCAUGGAGAAUGAAGAGUUGUUGGAGGUUGUCCGGCUAGAAAAUCGGGCACCAGAGGACCUGACUUUGACGAGCAAUAUGUACUUAUUGCAGCUAUGCAGUGGAAUUGAUGAGAAAACGGCAGGAGGCUGUGCUCAACUUGUGUUUGCACCUAUUGAUGAAUCGUUCGCUGAUGAUGCUCCCUUGCUGCCAUCUGGUUUCCGUGUGAUACCAUUGGAUCCUGAAUCAGAUAAGUCUAGUGCAAACAGAACAUUGGAUUUGGCUUCUGCACUUGAAGUGAGACAUGGUGGUGCACACCCCCAUGGGGAAGAUAAUGCUGGAAAUUAUAAUCUUAGGUCAGUUUUGACUAUAGCGUUCCAAUUCCCUUUUGAGAACCACUUUAGAGACAAUGUGGCUUCUAUGGCUCGUCAAUACGUACGGAGCGUUGUAGGCUCUGUUCAGAGGGUUGCAAUGGCUAUUUCUCCAUCUCGAGCUAACUUCAAUUUAGAGCCAAAACAGCUACCUGGGUCUCCCGAAGCUUUCACUUUAGCACGCUGGAUUAGCAGGAGUUACAGGGUCCACACUGGGGCAGAGCUUCUCAAGACAGAAUCUCAAGUGGGCAAUGCUGUUUUGGAGCAUCUGUGGAAUCAUUCUGAUGCGAUACUUUGCUGCUCUGUCAAAACAAAUAUAUCUCCGGUCUUCUCCUUCGCAAACCAGGCGGGUCUAGACAUGCUUGAAACUACAUUGGUGGCCCUCCAGGAUAUAAUGCUUCAUAAAAUUUUGGAUGAUGCUGGUCAGAAAGUUCUCCUUUCGGAAUUCUCAAAGAUCAUGCAACAGGGAUUUGCUUAUCUACCAGCGGGUGUAUGUUUUUCAAGCAUGGGCAGAUCCAUAUCUUACGAUCAAGCCAUUGUGUGGAAAGUUCUCAAAGACGAUAAUUCUGAUCACUGCCUCGCUUUCAUGUUCCUAAACUGGUCCUUUAUCUAGUAGAGAUACUAUGGAACCCUUUAAAUUCAGUGCUUUAAGUUGUGCAACUAUAUGACAUCACUAGUCUGUUUUGCUGGAUUAUGUAAUAUGACCUAUGCAUGUUGUUCUGGAAUAUUUCUAUCGACUUGGAUAUGAUGCAUAUUAUUCUAUUUUGUUA
Molecule: messenger RNA, 3047 nt
Organism: Daucus carota subsp. sativus
Lineage: Eukaryota; Viridiplantae; Streptophyta; Magnoliopsida; Apiales; Apiaceae
Product: homeobox-leucine zipper protein ATHB-14
Exons: 18
Coding region: 383-2890 (835 amino acids)
Molecular function (GO): DNA-binding transcription factor activity; lipid binding; DNA binding
Source: RefSeq, a predicted model, not a curated record